Messenger RNA from Anolis sagrei ordinatus, 1110 nucleotides. RefSeq names its product Wnt family member 1 (gene WNT1). The record is from RefSeq and is a predicted model, not a curated record. Gene Ontology annotation, molecular function: frizzled binding; cytokine activity. Gene Ontology annotation, cellular component: extracellular region. Gene Ontology annotation, biological process: cell fate commitment; multicellular organism development; canonical Wnt signaling pathway. Lineage: Eukaryota; Metazoa; Chordata; Lepidosauria; Squamata; Anolidae.
AUGAGUCCCGUGGCAUUAAUGCUAGGCUUGAAGACCUUGUGGGUUUUGGCUUUCUCCUCGCUUUCCAACACGCUGGCGGUCAACAACAGCGGGCGGUGGUGGGGAAUCAUCAAUGUGGCUUCUUCCACCAACUUGUUGACUGACUCCAAGAAUGUGCAGUUGGUGCUGGAUCCUUCCCUGCAGCUGCUGAGCCGCAAGCAGCGCAAGCUCAUCCGCCAGAACCCAGGCAUCCUUCACAGCAUCAGCAGUGGCCUGCAGAGCGCCAUCAAGGAAUGCAAGUGGCAAUUCCGCAACCGGCGCUGGAAUUGCCCCACCAUGCCAGGGCCCAACAUUUUUGGCAAGAUUGUCAACAGAGGUUGUCGAGAAACUGCUUUCAUCUUUGCCAUCACUAGUGCUGGGGUCACACACUCGGUGGCCCGUUCAUGCUCAGAAGGCUCCAUUGAUUCGUGCACCUGUGACUACCGCCGGAGGGGCCCAGGUGGUCCAGACUGGCACUGGGGUGGCUGCAGUGACAACGUUGACUUCGGCAGGGUCUUUGGACGAGAGUUUGUGGAUUCCAACGAGAAGGGGCGGGAUCUGCGUUUCCUGAUGAAUUUGCACAACAAUGAGGCAGGACGCCUGACUGUCUUCACAGAGAUGCGUCAGGAGUGCAAGUGUCAUGGGAUGUCUGGCUCUUGCACAGUCAAGACUUGCUGGAUGCGGUUACCCACUUUCCGGACAGUGGGGGACUUCUUAAAGGACCGCUUUGAUGGUGCUUCUCGGGUUAUUUAUGGCAACAAAGGCAGCAACCGGGCCUCCCGGGUGGAGCUGCACCACCUCGAGCCAGAGAACCCGGCCCACAAGCCCCCUUCCCCUCACGACCUGGUCUACUUCGAGAAGUCACCCAACUUCUGCACCUACAGUGGCAAAACAGGCACAGUGGGCACAGCAGGUCGCUCCUGCAACAGCUCCUCCCCAGCCCUGGACGGCUGUGAGCUGCUGUGCUGCGGGAGGGGGUACCGGACCCGGAUGCAACGGGUCACUGAACGCUGCAACUGCACCUUCCACUGGUGCUGCCAUGUCAGCUGCUUGAACUGCACCAAUAUGCAAGUCUUGCAUGAGUGCUUAUGA